GACAAAGCCGAUCCCGUCUCCGCCUCAAGUACCUCUCUAUACUAGCUUAAUUGUUGGUUGCCGCUCUUUAAUCUCUCCUCUUCCCCUCCUAUCCCUUCCCCUUACUCUUUCUACCCUUUCGAUUCCAGUGUACACUACUUCAUUUCCGCCCACGUUGGUGCCUCGGUCGCCGAGGCACAAUAUUUUUGUCUUGUUCGUCGAUCGUUGGUUGGCAUUCUCGAGCCCGGAUUCUCCACAUCGUCGCGUUGGAACCUAGUGUUUCUCGACGUCGACUUAUCCAAGACAAAAAGCGAGACAAAGACAAACACGUACUACUUCACGUCGUACAAGCACCAUUCACUGCGAAAAACCGUCGUCGACCAUCUUAACUGUUGUUGCCCGGUUGGGUGGUCGGUUGUGUGCUGCCUCUCAACACCGGAAACGUGCCGACGAUAUCCUCUCCGGCCAAGAGAGAGAAGCUGUCUGGGCCUGGACGUCACUGGCGACAUAUUCAAACGACAACUGACGUUGUACCACCAGAGGCACCUGGGUAACUGCCCACCAUGUCCCAUUCACUGCUGGCUAGUAAUAUGGACAUGGGAUCCAUGACAACCACGGGCAAGCAGCCAUCCGUCUUUGACGAUCCCUCUCAUAAUGUUCUCUUCGAUAGUUUAAGCUGGUUGGAUGAGGAUGACGACCUGAAUCUUCGUCUAACACUCGACGAUUACCAAACCGACCUAAAUGUAUCCAGACCCACGACGACAACCGGUCCUCCUUCGCUGUUCCGCCGUCGCCUGUCUGUUAACAAGUUAUCGUUCAGCCGCUCAUCCACCUCUAGCCGCCCAGGCACUAAAGACUCCUCGGCAGAGCAAGCUCCCAUGACAACUCACUCUCGCCGGAAAUCUAGAGCCCUUUCUCUCAUCACCCCAAAGCAUAAUCCACAGACAUCUGUUGCGUCGAUUGACCUGGCUGCCGCCCAUUAUCAGGAUCCUGAGGCGCGUCACAAGAUUCGUGCGUAUUUGGCUUCGCCGCAAAAGUUUGACGAGGCGCUACAAUAUGGCUUCCCUGCGAACCAUCCAUAUCCCAUCGUCAUGCCAACAGACGCGCCGAGAAAAAGUCGAAUGCUUUCCCGAGGUCUUUUCGUAUCAAACCCGGAGAGAUUCAAGACAUUUCUCGCCGAUGAUAGCUCAUCAAUCUACAGCGAAGAAACUUCAAUUCCCGACUCCGAAUCUCCUAGAACGCCUCACACUCCCGAUAACUUGAACGGUAUCAAGCCCUUCUCUCUAUCAGGUCAGGGCUCUAACAUCCCAAGAAAAUUCUCGGAGGGUUACGGGCCAAGCCCCAAUGUUUCGCGUGAGAUGACACUGCGCAUGACAUUGACACGGCCUGAUUUACGGUCCCACCAAGACGAAUCCUACGGCAGCUCAAAUGGUGUUGCCCCACGUAGUUCUUCUUCUCAGCCACGACCCCCGAUACGACCUUUUCGAGUCGAUUCACCCAUACUGGACUCUGACAACAACGACGUCACGAAGGAGAGCAUGGAUCAAAUCUUUGCCGAUAUUGACCGGGAAUUAAGUUCGUCAUCAGAAGGAGUGGUUAAACGCUUCUGGAAUCGGAUGCGUCGAGGUUAGCCAAAAAAUAACCCCACUUGGGACGAAUCUCACAUGAAUGCACGACGAACCGGACAUUAUCAACGACACAUGAAACUUAUUUUCGGCGUGUAGAUAGAUUUCCCCCUCUCUGCCUUCAACCAUCAUAGAGCGAUCGCUCAUUCAUUUUCUGUAUUAUAUCCAAGGAGCAAUAUGUCUACCUUCUUUCCUCAUCUCAUAUCUCCUUUAA
Messenger RNA from Xylaria bambusicola, 1818 nucleotides. RefSeq lists its product as uncharacterized. Lineage: Eukaryota; Fungi; Ascomycota; Sordariomycetes; Xylariales; Xylariaceae. The record is from RefSeq and is a predicted model, not a curated record. Bases 543 to 1610 code for a protein of 355 amino acids. The transcript has a single exon.